Messenger RNA from Astrephomene gubernaculifera, 367 nucleotides. The record is from the annotation of a GenBank genome assembly. NCBI's taxonomy places the organism in Eukaryota, Viridiplantae, Chlorophyta, Chlorophyceae, Chlamydomonadales, Astrephomenaceae.
GUCCGGGGGCGAGGACGAGGGCCCCGCGGAGGGGCGCACCGCGCAGCAGCCCCCGCCCCCGCCCGCCCGGCUCCGCGCCCCCCGGCGCACCAGCCCCGCCUACUUGCAGGCGCAGCAGCUGGCAGGGCUGCCGGCGGAGGAGCUGGGCGGGCGGCUGCUGGCGGAGCUGAUGCAGCGGGACUACCGGGCCAGGAAGCCGCUGCUGGAGCGAGUUCGUCAGCUCCUGCGCAGCCGCUUCGACUCGGGGUUGCUGCCCGCGGGUGAGCUGCGGGAGCUGCUGGCGGCGGUGGCGGGGGCCAGCCGGCAGGCGGGACGGCAGAACCUGAGGGAGGCGGGGCGCAGGUCGGCGGAGGCGCGGAGGGCGAGG